Messenger RNA from Somion occarium, 2215 nucleotides. The record is from the annotation of a GenBank genome assembly. Lineage: Eukaryota; Fungi; Basidiomycota; Agaricomycetes; Polyporales; Cerrenaceae.
ACUGGCGAAUAGGAGGAGAUGAUGAGAAGCAGCCAAUGAGGGGAUGUCUCUAAGGAGACGCGAUCUUGUUGAUGAUGGAUAGUGUCGUGAGGAACAGAUCAAUUCUCCGGACGCCAUUCCCUCAUAAGGCCAGACCCCCCCAGCCCACUGCACAUCCCUCUCCUUUCCUCUUCGUUUUCCUUUGCGGUCUCUUUCUCCGCCCGUUCUUUCGUUUUGCGGUCGGUGGUCUCGACUGCCUCGCUAAAAUGCCUCAGACUAACAGACUUCCUCACAGAGUGCUUGCUUUUGUCAAGCUUACCGCACCCACAAUCUCUUGACUGCUAGACAGUGCCCCUGCUCAGCGUAGACCGCUUCCUUUCGUUUAUCCUAUACCUUCGCUUUCCUCGUUUAACGCACCAAACAUCCUUUUCGGCUUUAUCACUCUUUCAAGUUCAACAUGAAGUUCAUUCUUUUCGGUCUUACUCUCGCGAGCGUCGCUUCUGCUCAAAUUCAAGUCAAUGGCAUUUCCAUGGUCCCCGCGUCGAUGGCGUCGGCGAUGUCGGCUGCACCCAUGGCUUCUGAAGCUGCAAUGUCAUCUGCAGCGCCCUCAGUGAUGACUUCCUCAAUGAUGGCUGCUUCCUCUUCUGCUGCUCCUUAUCAAGCGAGCUCAGCACCGCCUGCAAUGUAUACGGCUCCACCAGCGUACUCGCCCCCUCCCCCGAUGCCUUAUGAAUCUUUCAUGGGCGGUGGUUACAAGAGCAUGGAUUGCGGUUAUGGAUACCAGAAGGGCAGCGAUGGUUCCUGCCAGCAGAUGUCUUGGAUGUCAACCCAGGGCUGCUACCAAAAUAGUGGCUACAACCAGAACUGCAUGGCAUCAACGGUUACCAAGACCGAGGUCAAGACCAUGACAGACACAAUGACCGUGACCAAAACGAUGACGGACACCAUGACGAAGACUGUGCCCACUACCAUCACUCAGACCAACACAGUGACCAAGGUCAUGACAGACAUAAUGUCCGUGACCAAGACUUUGGUGCAGACUUCUACCGCCCUCGUUCCCACCACUCGUGUGUGGGUUUCUACUGAGAUUAUUGAUCGUACCAAGACCCAAGAGCACACUCUCACUGCGACUGAGACCCGCACUCAAGUCAACGUCUACACCAAGACCGCGACCGAAACCGACACCGCAACUGCUACUGUUAAGGAGACUCAGACCAACUUUGUCACACAGACCUACUUGAGCACCGUCGUCCAGCCCACGACUUCCACUAAGGUUUGGGUCAGCACUGAGAUCAUUGACAACACGAAGACGGUUGAGAGGACUCAGACGGCCACUCUCACUGACAAGAUGACUAUCGUUCAGACUGCCACCAAGACUCAGGUCAUGACCGACUUCAUGACUGUCACUCAAAUCAGUACCGUCGUUCAGCCCACUACCUUCACCUCGAUCUGGGUCAGCACGAAUGUGAUCGAUAAGACUAAGACUGUUGAGAACACUAUCACAUCUACCAUGGUUCAGGAUCACACUGUCCUCAAGACGCAGACUUACCUUUCCACUGCGACUGCUACCCAGACUCAGACACAGACGGCAACUCAGACCCAGACUGCCACUGUUACUGCUGACAACACUGCUCUCGCCACUUGCUUGAGCCAGUGCAAGAGCUCUUGGAAUUUGACGCCUGGAAACAGCAACAACAUGAACACCUAUGCGUCGAUGCCCUCUUCCAGCUACGUUGUCUAUGGUUCGUCGACGUCAUGGUAUGCUCAACCCAUGGCAACCGCUGCCUCCAACUCGAAUGGCAACUACAACCAGCAAUACGGCUCUAGUCAGCAACAGUCUGGUGGCUAUGGCUACAAGGCGUAAACAACGCGAAGCUUUUUCUCAGUGCCUUCAGCUCCCCUACCACACUAACGAGGGGUAGUUUAUCACGAUGCUGCCGAUUUGUUUUCAUGCAUGGACCGUUCAUAGUGGUAUAAGCGUUGCACGCAAUUCGACCUUUCAUGUAGACUUUUCACGAUGUAUUUUUGGUGCGACUAAUGAGCCAAUGUGGAGUUUUGUAGUCAUCUUAUUCCUUUUUUUUUUUUUUUUUUGCUUCAUUGCAGCCAUCUUUUUUAUUGACUCGGACUACUUCCACACAUCACGUACUUGUACUGUACUACCUCAUUCGGGGUACUUGUGCAAUUGACAACCAGAAAGUGUUGCCAACAUAUCUCCUCGCCUCCGAUUGUGAAUCCG